GCAGCAAAAGGAGACAAAGGGGAGAGAGAUAAGGGCACUGUAAUAGCCAUAUCAUUGUUAGGUAGAUGACAUAAUUAGUGUCAGGGAUUAUUGCAGGGCGGCUGGAGCAGAGCACAGCAGAUCAGUUUAGUAUCCAUCAGUGCACAGAGGACCUAUCUCCAUAUCACUGACCUAUCUCCGUAUCUCCGUGCACAUAGGAUGGCCGUGGUGCAGAGCUCUCUGCCUGCUCUCGGGCUACUGCUCGUCCUCCUCGGCACUUGCUUCUCCCUCUCCUCAUCUGAGGCUCUGGGCAGGAGGCGCAGGCUCAGCCAGGAGCCAGGUGGCAUCUCGUUUGAGUAUCACCGUUAUCCGGAGCUGAGAGAGGCGCUGGUGGCAGUUUGGCUGCAGUGCCCCACAAUCAGCAGGAUUUACACGGUGGGCAAAAGCUUUGAGCACCGGGAGCUGCUGGUCAUUGAAUUCUCUGACAAUCCUGGGGAGCAUGAGCCUGGUGAACCUGAGUUUAAGUAUGUUGGAAAUAUGCACGGCAAUGAAGCAGUUGGAAGGGAGCUACUGAUUUACCUGACACAGUAUCUGUGCAAUGAGUACCAGAAGGGAAACCAAAGCAUUAUCAACUUAAUCCACAGCACGCGCAUUCACAUAAUGCCUUCUAUGAAUCCUGAUGGUUUUGAGAAAGCAGCGCAGCAGCCUGGAGACAUGAAAGACUGGUUUGUUGGUCGCAGUAAUGCACAAGGAAUUGACCUGAACAGGAACUUUCCUGACCUGGACCGAAUUGUUUACAUCAGUGAACGGGAAGGAGGAUCAAACAACCAUUUGCUGCAAAACCUAAAGAAGUCUGUUGAUGAGAAUCCUAAGCUUGCACCUGAAACCGUGGCAAUAAUUAACUGGAUUAUGGACAUCCCCUUUGUCCUAUCUGCUAACCUUCAUGGCGGAGACCUUGUAGCAAAUUAUCCCUAUGACGAAACUAGAAGUGGCAGUGUUCAUGAAUACAGUGCAUGCCCUGAUGACGCCAUUUUCCAAAGCUUAGCCCGCUCCUACUCAUCUCUAAAUCCAGCUAUGUCUGAUGGAAACAGACAGCCAUGCCGAAAAAAUGAUGAUGACACCAGUUUUAUUGAUGGAACCACAAAUGGUGCUGCUUGGUAUAGUGUCCCAGGAGGUAUGCAAGAUUUUAAUUAUUUGAGCAGCAAUUGUUUCGAGAUAACAGUUGAGCUUAGCUGUGACAAAUUCCCACCUGAGGAAACAUUAAAGGACUACUGGGAGGAUAACAAAGACUCUCUUGUAAACUAUAUAAUGCAGGUACAUCGUGGUGUAAAAGGAUUUAUCAAAGACCACCAGGGAUUUCCUAUUGCUAAUGCUACAAUAUCUGUUGAUGGAAUUAAUCAUGAUGUUACCUCGGCUAAGGAUGGGGACUAUUGGAGGUUGCUUUCACCUGGAAAUUAUAAAAUCACUGCAUCUGCCCCUGGAUAUCUAGCAAUAACUAAGAAAGUAGCUGUUCCUUUUAGCCCUGCAGUCAAGAUUGAUUUUGAUCUGGAAUCUUUAGCAGAAAGAAAAGAAGAAGAAAAAGAAGAGUUAAUUGAAUGGUGGAACAUGAUGUCUCAGACCCUAAAUUUUUGAAAAAAAUAAUAAUUAUGAUCUGACAUGUAAAUUAUAUGUUGAGUUUGUUUGCAGUAAUGUGGACAAAAUAAAUAUAGGAGUAAGUUUGUGUAAAUAUUCAUAUGUACUUGCACAUCUAUUCCUAUAACUGAGAAAUUAAGUGUAAUUUUGGACAAUUAAUGUGUUUGUUUUUUCUGUAACAGUUUGAAUAGCAACCUACACAUAGGACUGGUGGAAGGGACGAUCAGUUUUAUACCUGGAAAAUAUUACAAUGUUCAGUAGUAAUGCAAUAUUUUAUGUCAAGCCAUUUGUGCUUAGUACAUUUUCAUUUCUAGGGAAAAAAAUCAUAGCACAGCUGUUGCCAAAAAUAACUUGGCAGUAUUUAUGUAGAAACAAUGUUGAAUACUUCUUAUGUGGGCCUAUGAGAUCUAUAAAUAUAUAUAAAUAUAUCUUGCUAGUGUAUCUAUUUGUUAUUAUGUUCCAUGACUGAAUGUGUAUUGCAUUUUACGAUUGCCGCCAAAUUGUUUUAUUUCCUGACACAAAACAAGGUGUGGAGACAUUUAAAAAGCUGUAAUGUCAUUCAUGUCAUUGAUGAUAAUACUGACAGACAUAUGCAUAAAAAAAUGAUUAAGUUAAACGUAUGUUGUAUCAUUUAUCUCAACAGCUAUGAACUUGAGCCAUUUUAUGUUAUCAGUAGUAACAAUGCACAUGUAAAAUAAAUAAUUUAAGGAUUA
Molecule: messenger RNA, 2324 nt
Organism: Bombina bombina (fire-bellied toad)
Lineage: Eukaryota; Metazoa; Chordata; Amphibia; Anura; Bombinatoridae
Gene: CPE
Product: carboxypeptidase E
Exons: 9
Coding region: 199-1611 (470 amino acids)
Biological process (GO): proteolysis
Molecular function (GO): zinc ion binding; metallocarboxypeptidase activity
Source: RefSeq, a predicted model, not a curated record